AUGGCUCUACCUGAGGAUAUUUUUCAGAUCAUCCUCUCGUACGUGCGGUCCUUUAGGGACUUGUCUCUUAAAAUAAGUAAUGUGUUGCCGCAGCAUUUUUGGAAGAAUGAGCUCAUGCUAGCCAGUAAGGGGCUUCUGCCUUGGCUAUGGGAUAUAGACACUCAAAAAAUAGAUUGCAAAGCAAACGAGCCUUGCCCGGGAGGCCAGGGCUUCGAAUGGAAUUGGGAGCUCCUCGUCCGGCAGUUAACUUGCGGCGUGGAUGGGGGUAUUCGUCUCGAUGUUCCAACCCAUAUUGAUGUCUUUGCACCCGGCCCCACUCGCGGAGAGUUCCAAUACGAUGAAGACAUAUGGGCCUGUACUGGUUACCACAAUGUCCUGAAACAUGUCCCUAAAGGUUUACACAAUCGUCGGCGCAUAUGGCAGCUUCUGGAGGAGGUAUUCGUUGGUGAUCAACUUCCAAUAGCCGGGACGCAACAGCGACAGCCAAAAUACAUACCGGCUAGGGAGAUGUGUGUCGAGCUGCCAUGGACUAAAGAGGGAAACCUUAGAGAUUCUGCAAUAUGGCUUCCAUCAAUAAAUCAGGAUGGCUCUUACGUCCGUAGGAUUGGCGGUGAGGUGUAUAUGAUAUCCGAACAAAGUCCAUUGCAGUACUGGCAAACAAAGGAGUAUAUGGCGCAAAACGGCGGACCAUGGGAAGAUCCGGUCGAACCAGCAUCUAUUAUUGAAAUCUUGGAAGUGAUUCGAAAGCUCGGAUAUCCUAUAUAG
This is a messenger RNA of Daldinia childiae, 765 nucleotides long. RefSeq lists its product as uncharacterized. The record is from RefSeq and is a predicted model, not a curated record. The transcript has a single exon. Bases 1 to 765 code for a protein of 254 amino acids. NCBI's taxonomy places the organism in Eukaryota, Fungi, Ascomycota, Sordariomycetes, Xylariales, Hypoxylaceae.